ACAUUUCAGAAUGCCAUACACAUUGCAACUCUGUCAUCUCUGUACAUUUUCCUUGCUUUGUCAGCAUCUCAAUCUCUUUCAACCUUUAGGUAGUUGUGGUUUUGUCGUCCUAACAAUAAAUAAUGUUCGAAUUUCAGCCAUCCACAUGUUCAUCGACUUCCUCCAUUAAUUUUGGGUUAGACAAAUACAAGUCAGAGGAAGCUUCGUAUACGGCGUCGGUUUCUUGUCAUUCAAACAUCUGAUCUCUCGCGGAUAUUCUGGACGUUUAAACAAAAGCAAGCACUUAUAGGAAAAGGGUCUGGGGAUUUUGGUGUCGGGUUGAGGAAUUAAAGCGUAUUUGGAGGAGUAGCUAUGACGAAAUGGGCGAAAGAAGAAGUGGUUUUCUUCGAAAGUGGGGAAGAGGAUGGGGAUGUAGAAGAGGGGAUGGAAUCAGAAGAAGAAGAAGAAGAAGGAGACAAAAGUGUUGCUGAUGUUGAUAAUGAAAGUGGAGGUCGUAGUUUUUCACCUUCUUCUUCGUUCAUUUCUCAACAAUGGCCUCAGAGUUACAAAGAAACAACGGAUUUCUACUCAAUUGCAGCAUCGCCAAAUUUCGGAAAUCUUCGGCUCAUAUCUGGUGCAUUUUAUCCUGACGGUAGCAGUCAGAAUAGCUUGGACAUUAGUGGGAAGACACCUUUGCUUUCCGAGUACAAGAACAUAAAUCAGAAAGGAGAAGUAGAUAGGAUAUCUGCAAGGCAGCAGUCCUCUUGGCUGGAAAAGAGUUCUGUUUACCGACAACUGACUGGAGAACUUCCUAUUGGUCAGGGAUGUAGCUUAACACAAACUAUAUUCAAUGGGAUAAAUGUUAUGGCUGGAGCUGCACUUCUUUCUACACCUUAUACUGUUAGAGAAGGUGGCUGGGCAAGUUUGUUUGUGCUUAUUCUCUUUGCAUGUGUCUGUUGCUAUACUGCUGAACUUAUGAGACACUGCUUUGAAAGCAAAGAAGGCAUCUUAACCUUUCCAGACAUGGGAGAGGCAGCAUUUGGGAGAUUUGGACGGAUUUUUGUUUCUAUCAUCUUGUAUGCGGAAUUAUAUACAACAUGCGUGGAGUUUAUAAUUCUAGAAGGAGAUAACCUGUCCAGAUUAUUCCCUCGAGCAUCCAUGGAUUUUUCUGGUUUUCAACUGGAUUCCACGCAUUUGUUUGGAGUUUUAACAGCUCUUGUCAUUCUACCCACUCUUUGGCUAAAAGAUCUACGCUUGAUCUCUUAUCUUUCAGCUGGAGGGGUCAUUUCAAAUGUAAUCGUAGUUUUGUGCCUAUUUAUUCUUGGCACAGUAGAUCAUGUUGGAUUUCAACAUAAUGGUCCAUUAGUGAACUGGAGCGGUAUUCCUUUUGCUAUUGGGGUCUAUGGGUUCUGCUAUUCAGGGCACUCUGUUUUCCCAAACAUCUACCAAUCAAUGGCUGAUAAAACCAAAUUUACUAAAGCAGUGGUCAUAUGUUUCAUGCUAUGUGUUUUGCUAUAUGGUGGUUCUGCAAUCAUGGGAUUUCUUAUGUUUGGUCAAAGCACAAAAUCUCAGAUUACUCUGAAUUUGCCAAAUCAUGCAGUUGGUUCGAAAAUUGCAUUGUGGACAACAGUUGUCACCCCACUCACUAAAUAUGCCCUGUUGAUGAAUCCCUUGGCAAGAGGUAUAGAAGAGUUGCUUCCCGCUAGGUUCUCUGAUAAUCUCUGGUGCUUCAUUUCUGUAAGGACAGCACUUGCCCUAUCUUCUCUCUGUGUUGCAUUCGUUCUUCCUUUCUUUGGUCUGGUGAUGGCUCUAGUUGGUUCGCUCUUUAGCAUUCUUAUGGCAAUUGUAAUGCCAGCACUAUGCUUUGUGAAAAUAUUGGGGAAAACAGCAACCAGAACUCAGGUUGUGCUCAGUAUUGCUAUUGUUGCACUGGGAGUGGUGAGUGCAUUCGUGGGGACGUAUAAUUCAGUAUCAAAUCUUGUCAAGAAAUACUAAAUUUCUGUAACAUGAGAAUUCAUAUUGUUGCCUUGUUCUGUAAGGACAUGCACUUGAAGUCCCUGAGGCUAUUUUUUUUGUAGUAGAUCUAAUCUCAUCAAGGUGUAUUUGCACCAAAAGGGAGGAGGUUUUUUCAAUCAUAGUUGUGUAUCUUUCUAAUUAAAUUCUCCUUAUUCUCAUAUGUAAUAACAGGAACUGCAAUUAGACAGUAAUCUUUCCAAUA
Coffea eugenioides is the source of this 2197-nucleotide messenger RNA. RefSeq names its product amino acid transporter AVT1A-like. The record is from RefSeq and is a predicted model, not a curated record. Lineage: Eukaryota; Viridiplantae; Streptophyta; Magnoliopsida; Gentianales; Rubiaceae. The transcript has 12 exons. Gene Ontology annotation, cellular component: plasma membrane. The coding region runs from base 352 to 1974 and encodes 540 amino acids.